This is a messenger RNA of Alternaria novae-zelandiae, 3279 nucleotides long. RefSeq lists its product as uncharacterized. Bases 1 to 3279 code for a protein of 1092 amino acids. Gene Ontology annotation, molecular function: protein binding. The transcript has 2 exons. The record is from RefSeq and is a predicted model, not a curated record. Lineage: Eukaryota; Fungi; Ascomycota; Dothideomycetes; Pleosporales; Pleosporaceae.
AUGGACCAGUCCUCGUCCAUUCCGCGCCCGUCUGGGAUCCCACGGCCGGCACCGGCUUCGCGACUCCCUGUACUCAGGCCGUCCAACAGCCAUUCCCAGCUGCGCGCGCCCGCCUCGACAGAGCAAUUGCGCAAGAAGCCGUCGCUGUCGUCUAUCUCGCGCCCGACCACGUCGACGCUGCAGAAGAAGACGUCGAGAGCAUCCCUUGCUUACUCCAGCAACCCCCUGACGGCCUCGAGCCCUGUACCUGACAAUACAGCCUCCAAACGCUCAUCCAUCGCGCCCUCGUCGAACCGCAGGGCGAGCGGCAUUCCCAACUUCGGCUCAAGGCGGACCUCGACCGCCGCCUCAAGUACCAGCGAUGCGCCCGUCUUCAAGCGGCCAUUUGCCCGUCCACCGUCACGUCAGACGAAUGCAUCGCGCUCAUCCUCGAUCGCUCCUGCCAAAGAGGAUGAUACACUGGGAAGCCUAGAGGGCUUUAGGUCAGCCUCGAGGGCAUCCUCGCGGGCAAGUUCGAGAGCCGGAUUUCGCGACAACGAGCCAGAACCGGAACAUGCGGACUCAGCUAUCGACGAUCUGUCCAGUCCAAUCAGUCCUGUGAAGCCGGAGAAGAGGAAGGGCCGCCCAUCGCUCUCAGAACGGACGGCAGAGACUCUGUCCAACCUGCCAUCCUCGCCAGCACCCGGCAAAGGAAGACGUAGAUCGAGCUUCUUCAAUGCCGACAACAGCAUGGCCCCUCCGGUGCGACCCGGAUCCGCCAUGUCGAACAGCAACGGCAGCAGGCCAUCUACAAGUGACGGUGCCCCGCACCCGAUACCAGCUACACCCAAGCGCUUUGGUGCUCCCUCCAACAGACUGUCUAUGACUGCACCUGGAAAGAGAAGCGUUAGUGCAAAUGUUAGCACACCCGCUGCAACACCAAGCAGGCGUACUUCGAUGCUACAGCCUGUGUUGACUAUCAAGAAGCAGCCAUUGGCUCCGGCGCAGAACCUACAAAACACACCUAAACCACGCCCGCUGACGAAUAGCAAGAGUCUCACGGGCAUGCGAACACCCCGAUCUCGGCCGUCCCUGAACAACGUCUUCGGUCAAGCAAUAUCGCCGCCCGGCACUGCUACAUCCUCACCAGCCCGGGAUACUCCGGUCAAGAAAACACCUGAUACCGUCCGAAAGGUUCCAAGCUCUUCCACUGCCCUGCGCGAUCAGAUCGCGAAAGCGAGAGCUGCAAAGAAGGCAGACGUCGAAGAAGCACCAGCUGAGGCUCCGCCGAAACCCGCCAGCUCGUCCAAUGCCCUGAGAGAGCAGAUUGCAAAGGCUAGGGCAGCUGCGAAGCAGGCAAAGGCUGAGCCGGCGAGGAACAGCACUCCACCCACCGAUGUUAUCGUGCCCGAUCCUGCCGAGAUUGCGACCUUUGACUUUGGUCUCGAUGACGAUCCCUUCAACCAGCGCCCCAAGGGUGGCAAGUCUGUGCUGCGCAGACGGAUCGAUACCGCCCGAUCAGAUGGCCGCCUCAACAUCGCUGCGAUGGGACUGAAGGAGAUUCCUGACGACGUACUUUCCAUGUACAUUUACGACCCCAACGAUACCAAGGUGGCCUGGGGCGAGGUAGUAGACCUGUCCACUAUCCUGGCUGCAGACAACGAGCUUGAGAUUCUUCCCGACAGCAUGUUCCCUGAUGUAUCAGUUGAAGACAUGAUUGAUUCGGAUGAGGCUGGACCUCAAUUUGGAGGUGUACAGAGCAUCGACUUCCACGGUAACAUGCUGCGAGAGUUGCCCGUAGGCCUGAGACGACUUACGCAGCUCUCGAAGCUGAACCUUUCACGGAACAAGUUGCCUAUGGAGAUGUUGGACGUCAUCGCUCAGAUUCCCACCUUGAGGGAGUUGAAGCUGGCAGAAAACGAUCUCAACGGAGAUCUCUCAUCAGCGAUAUGCGAUCUCACAGCAUUAGAGGUCCUCGAGCUGCAAUCGAACAAGUUGACAAGCAUACCGGCAGACAUGCAGCGUUUGACGCAGUUGCGGACACUUAAUGUGUCGGACAACCAGCUCCGAUCCCUUCCUAGCGAAGUCUUUUCUGCAACCCUUGUCGAGCUUCAAGCGUCGAAGAACCGUCUGGAGGGUACACUUCUCAGCCUGAGCUCAGUACCUCAUCUACAGGAACUCAACGUCGCACAAAACUCUCUCACGUCUCUGUGCGAUGGCGAUGUGGUUGAAUUGCCUGCUCUCAAGACGCUCAAUGUCUCCACGAACAGACUUACGUCGUUCCCUGAAGUAUCGACCUGGAUCAGUAUGACGACGCUGCUAGUCGGCGAGAACAAACUCUCAACCUUACCAGAGGGUUUCGUGACGCUUCAACAACUACGUACUGCAGACUUCACGGGCAACGACAUCACUCAGCUUGAUGAAAAGAUUGCCUUGAUGGAACAUCUCGAACACCUCACUGUUGCAGCUAACCCGUUGCGCGAUCGUAAAUUUCUUACUAUGGGCACCGAUGAUAUCAAGCGCGAUCUGGCAUCGCGACUACCAGCGGACGUCUCAGCCGACGUGGAUGACGAAUUCGAGAAUGGUGUCACAGAAGAGGCUCAGCCGAAGUGGCAACUUACACCCUCAGGCACACUAGACCUCGCGGACAAGAGCAUGUCUGAACUCGAGUUGGAUGAAGUCACCAUGGAGGUCAUGGUCAACGGACUGCGUCAAUUGCAUCUGCAGCGCAACAAGUUCGAGAUCAUACCGUCUAUAGCAGCGCAGUUCGAACACUUGACAUUACUCGAUCUGUCUAGGAACAGCAUUGAAGUACCUCUGUCAGCGCCCAUCGAACUUCCUCAGCUACGCGAUCUCCGUCUCGCCAGUAACAAGAUCAACUCUCUCACGCAUCUGACAACAUACCUCACGGCGCCUCUCCUCGUGACGCUGGACGUUUCGAUCAACCGUCUCGCCGGUGCCCUUCCAACGCUCCAUGUAGCCUUCCCCGCGCUCACCACCCUCCUCGCAUCCGACAACAGGAUCUCCGAGGUCUCGCCUGAAAGCUUGCAUAACCUUAGGAUUGUAAACCUGGGCAACAACGACAUUGAGCGUCUAGAACCGCGAAUUGGAUUGCUGCAAGGCACCCUGACAGGCUUUGAAGUGGAAGGCAACAAGUUCAGGGUACCUAAUCGACAGGUGCUGCAGAAGGGCACUGACGCUGUUCUUACCUGGCUCAGAGACAAGAUUCCCAGGGAGAGUUGGACGAGUGCGCAGAGUUCUAACACUGAGUUCUUCGAUGCUGAUGAUGGUGGUUUUUGA